Molecule: messenger RNA, 505 nt
Organism: Saprolegnia diclina VS20
Lineage: Eukaryota; Oomycota; Saprolegniomycetes; Saprolegniales; Saprolegniaceae
Exons: 2
Coding region: 32-505 (157 amino acids)
Source: RefSeq, a predicted model, not a curated record
GACGACGGCUAGCACCAGACCGCCACUUGGCAUGCAUGCAGUGACGGGCACCGAGGCGUCCGAGCUGCCACCGCGCGGCAAGAUCGUGCAACUGAGCCGGUCGACGACGCCGGUCGUGCCGCAGCGCACAACGAUCGUCAACCUCGGUGGCAUCAACAAGUCAUCUAUAGACUUUACAGCCAGCAAGGGCGACAGUACAGACGAUCGACUCAAGCGCCCACUGAGUGACCCACCGAUGCCGCCGGCCAAGAUUCAACGUACACUGCUGUCGGACAUGGCGACGGGAGGUGGACGCACCGUCUACUUGGCCGACGCUUCAUCGAGCCGAACCAGCAGUGAAGCUUCGUCGUCCCGCCGCCACCCGGAAAACCCCAAACGUGUCUCCCGCCUCGUCGACAGCUACGACGGCUUCGACUCGCGCGCCGCCGCCGGCACCUUCGGUUGCGUCCAGCCGUGUACCGUCGCCAAUGGUCGUCAAAGCGUCCGAGGCCUUACCAACCGUUAA